AUGGAUGACUUGCAAAAAUAUUUCGACAUGAUAAAUUUAAUAAAAAAAAGAGAUACGCAGAAAGUAAUAGAUAUAAUAGAGGAAUUUGGUUUAUCAUUCUGUCCAAUGUUAGAUCGAGGGUAUCCACUACUUACUGCUGCCGUUGGAAAAAAUCAAGUAGAGAUGGUGGCAUAUUUAUUGCGGAAAAAUGCAAAAGUUGACAGCGAUCGUGAUGUCCUGUCACCUCUUCAGAUUGCCGCCAUGAACAACAACACGACAAUUUUCAAAAUGCUUCUGGAACGCGGCGCUAAAAUAAGUGAUAACAAUAUUCAUAACAAUAAAUCACCAAUUAAGCUAGCAGUUGAGCGCAACAAUUUUGACAUCACAAGACUUAUCUUGAAGCAUAAAAAUUUUGGAAAAAAAUAUGAUCAGUCAUUACUGCAUACGGCUGUCCAGAAUAACAGCUUGGAAAUGGUUUCAUUAUUAUUAGAAACUGGUUUGGAUGUCAAUGAAUAUGAUGACGACAGAUCAGCUCCAAUCCAUUACGCAGCAAUGGCCCACAACAAUGAUAUUUUGCAAUUAUUAUUAGAUUAUGGCGCAGAUAUUAAUGCUAAAAAUCAACACGGAAAUACUCCAGUUUUUUUGGCUCUAAACACUGGGUAUAUUAGCACUGAUAGGACAGUUUUGAUGCUUUGUAGAGUGAUUAAUUGUGACCCAAAAAAGUAUAAUACAUUAAAUACUCUUCUAGAUAAUGAUGCAGACAUAAAUGUUUCUAAUAUCGAUCAAUAUCUUCCAGUUGAUGUUGCUUUUAUUGGCUCACCAAUUGAUAACGGUUAUUCGGAUAUAAUGAAAUGCAUAAUUAAACAGAUUGUUAAAUUAAAAAGAUUAAAUGCACCCCUAUCUAGAAACAGUGAUAUUUUAUUGUCUUCUCUUGUUGCAUAUCAACAGUUUGAUAAUUAUAAAAUAAUAUGUGAGCAAGAAAUGUCGAGAACGAUUACGGAAAAAAUACUAGACUCGAGGAUUUCGCCUUAUGAUAUUUUGAGCAAAAAUAGUCAUGUUUUAGCUGCGUAUGCAAAAAAUAAACAUCAUGAGACGUUCAUAUUUUCGGAUGAAGUUUCACGACGAUUUCCGGUUUAUGGAUUGGCGAUAAAACUCCGCUUUUUGAAAGGACUAGCAAGGAAAAAUUUACUGGAAAAAAGUACUGAACUUUUUCAUAAUCUUUUUCCCGUUGCGUCUAAAUUGUUGUCUGUUGCCGUCGAUGAUGUAUUUAAAUGUUUAGAUAAUAAGGAAUUAAGACGUUUUUUGCGCGUGUUCGAACAAGAGAAUAUUUGUACAAAAAUAGGUAUGCUGUAA
Molecule: messenger RNA, 1332 nt
Organism: Microplitis mediator
Lineage: Eukaryota; Metazoa; Arthropoda; Insecta; Hymenoptera; Braconidae
Product: ankyrin-3-like
Exons: 1
Coding region: 1-1332 (443 amino acids)
Cellular component (GO): cytoplasm
Molecular function (GO): protein binding
Source: RefSeq, a predicted model, not a curated record